AUGAAUCCAGGCCAAUACUCCAACCCCGGCGGGGGCAUGCCGGGGGUCGUCAAGCCCGGCAUGCAGCAGCAGCAACAACAGCAACAGCAACAGCAACAGCAGCGCAAUGAGAACGCCCAGUUGAUUUUGAGCUCCGUCGCUCAAGAAUUGCAGAUGCAGCCUCGCCUUGGUGGAUGGAAAGAUGAAGUCCCCAUCAAGGUUCGAGCCAUGAAUGUGUACCAGAUGAUCACCUCCCUCCGGCUGAUUCAGCCUCGAAUCGAUCUGAAGCAGGCUGGCAACGCCGCGAUUGCCUUUGAGACCAACGCCUUCAAGAAGGCCAACGAGCUGAGCGAGUACGAGAAGGAGUGUAACGAGAAGCUGCUCCAUAUCAAAGACACUCGCCAGAGGCAAGCGGCAGUUGCGAUUCAAAGUGGCAUGAUGCCCCAAGGUGGGCUCGGCAUGCAAAAUCAGCUUCAAGGUGGCUUUCCGCACCAGAUGAGUCGGAACAUGCAGACAUCGCCCAUUCCUGGUCAACCUCAAAUGGCCAUGGGAAUGAAUGAUCCCAAUCAGCAAGCUGCCAUGCAACAGCGCCAGCAACAGAAUGCGAUGCUCCAGCAGCAGCAACAACAGCAGCAGCAACAACAACAACAGCAACAACAACAACAGCAGCAGCAGCAGCAACAACAACAGCAGCAGCAACAACAACAGCAGCAGCAACAACAACAGCAGCAGCAGCAGCAGCAGCAGCAGCAGCAGCAGCAACAGCAACAGCAACAGCAACAGCAACAGCAACAGCAACAGCGAACUCAACAACGCCCUACAAACGGUGCUCCUCUUCCCGACGACAUUCCCACGCUUCAAAAUCCUGACCUCGACCACGUUGCCCGCCUGGCACAGCAAAUGCUCCAAAAAACCUCCCCAGAAGAUAUGGCCAAGAUCAGACACAACUUGUCCAACAUGACUCCUGAGCAGCAACAGUACCUGGCCCGAAAGCGUAUGGACCCCAUGACCUACUUCUUCCGCUCUCAGGCUCUGAACCAGUUGAGACGACACCGUCGUGCCCGCAUGGAGAUGGACCGCGCUGCGAAUAAUGGUGUCAACCCGGAUGGUGGGAUGUCGGGUGAUCCCAUGAUGAAUCAACAGGCCAUGUUCCAGAACAUGAUGAAUCUUCAGCGCAACUCGGCUUUCCCUGGUAAUCCUGGCCAGGGCCAGGGCCAAGGCCAGGGCCAGAGUCUGGACUCGAAUGCUUUCUUCGGAAACGUGGAGAACAUUCAGGGCCAGCAAGCCGACGGACUCCGUUCACAGGAGGCUGGCCAAUUAGUAGUCCCCGCCAGCUCAUCGCAGAUGAACCAGCAGCCGUUCAACAACCAGCAGAACAUGUUUCCCCAGCAGUCCGGUCAAAAUGGCCAAGGGAACGGAAAUAUGAAUGGCAUGGGGAUGAACCCCCAGAUGUUCAACCAGCCGCACAUGCAGGGUCUAUCCAAUGGAGCCCAGCAAUUCCAGGCCCAGCAGGCGCAGGCUCAGGCUCAGGCGCAGGCGCAGGCGCAGGCUCAGGCUCAAGCCCAGGCUCAAGCUCAAGCUCAAGCUCAAGCUCAAGCUCAGGCUCAGGCUCAGGCUCAGGCCCAGGCUCAGGCACAAGCACGUGCCCAGGCCGCACAGAAAGCCCAGCUGGCAAUGUCUGGCCAGGCAAACCCGCAGGCGCAGGGCCAAUUCCCUCAACAGAGUCCUGUCAUGCCGAUGCUGAACCAACCCAUGGCCCCUGGUCAGAUCUCCCCGGUUCCAAUGGCUGCUCAGGCCCGACCCCCAUCUCGCCCACCGAAUAUGGGGCAGCACCCCGGUGGCAUGCAGGGGGGACAGCCCGCGAUGCAAGGUCGACCCCAGAUUCCUGCCAAUCUCCCUCAGGCAGUCCAGGAUCAACUGGCUCAGAUGACGAACGAGCAGCUGCACAAUUUCUUACAGAAUCAGCGCCGUGUCCAUGCCAACAACCUGGCUCGGGCUAAUGCUCACCAGCAGCAGCCAGGUUCACUUCAGCAGACUGGGCCACAAGCGGGUCAGAAUCAAGCGAUGUUUAACAGUCAGAUGGCUAACAAUGCUCGAAUCAGAGCCUCUAUGAGCAUGCAGCAAGGCAUGAACAUGGCCGGCGGGCCCCCUCAGGCUCAGCACAUAUCAGUCCAGCAGAUGAAUCCUCAGCAGCGGGCGGCGCACCAGUAUCGUCAAAAUGAGUUACUCAAGCUCCAUGCCCUUCGACAACAGAACAAUGGCCACGAGAUGACCGCUGAACAAAGCAAGGAGAUGGACCGGUUCCCCUUCCCGCAGUCUCUCCUCAACAAUAACUCUCAAGUACCGAAACACAUUAAGACUUGGGCUCAGCUCAAGCAUUGGGCAGGGACCAAUCCCCAGGCCUCGAGUGGCGGUGUUGAUCUGUCCAAGUUGAUGACCUUGCAAAAGCUACACUUCGGCCAGAUCCUGGCUGCGAAGGCUAGCCAGAAUCAAAAUCAAGGCCAGCAACCCUUCCAAGGACCCCAGGGCGGUAUGCCAAAUCAUCAGAAUUUCUCACAACAUCCUGGCAACGUGGCAAUGCGACCUAUUACACCUCAGGAUGUUCAACUGGCUCGCGAGAAGCUGGGGCCCAACGGGAUCAACUACAAUGAUGAUCAGAUUCGCGAUAUUCUACGAAACCGCCAGAAGCAAUUACUUGAGCAGGCCGCACACCAGCGGGCUGCUGCGCUGGGCCAACCGAUUCCUCAGCCUCCUGGCUCGGUGGCUCCAAACCAGGCGUUGAUGAAGCCAAUCCAUGUCCCUCAGCAGCCGUCGCAGGUGACUGGCGAGCUCCAGGCUCCGAAUGUGAAGCCCCAACAGCCUGGUCCUCCUUCCAAGGGUGGUAAAGCCCCGACUGGAAACCAGAGAUCGAAGAAGAGACCUAACCCGGAUGAGACCAUUGAGAAUUCAGUCAUGACUGCCCCUCCUCAGCAGCCCCAGGCUCCAGCACCUACCGCGACUCCUGUUCCUCAGAAGAUGGGUUUCCCAUUCUCGCAGGAACAAUUCAACGCGAUGAGUCCUGACCAGCGAUUGGCCAUUGAAAAGUCAAUGCGGCGUCAGCAACAGAGCGCCUUCCGUGGCCCGCCUAUCAAUAGGGCUACUGCUGAAGAGAAUUGGAACAACAACCUUCCGCCGAAGAUUAUGGAGGUGUACAAUGAAAUUUCCAGGGCUGCUCCACCAACCAAGCCUGUACCUGUUUCUCCAGAACAGAAGGCGAUCAUGACUCAGCAGCUGCGAGAUUCUCUGGAUGUACUGGCCCGACUUGAUGUCGUGGUCUUGCAUGGUUUUAGUAAGAUGCAGGGCCAAGAACGGAAUGUGAAGAACCUACUUGCCAUGCGAAUUCAGUUGAUGCGACAGUUCAAGCCCUCACAGGAGUGGAUCGUCAAUGACCAGUUCACCGUCACUCCUGACUACCUGACUGGCUCUAUCCUUUUCAUCCGCAAGCUGUUCCAGGUGAUGCUUGUUCGGAUGAACCAGCAGCGACCUAAUGCCAAUCAAGCCAUCCCUUCAACUAUCCAGUCUGGACAGCCUAAUCAAACUGCCGCCUUGAAUGCGUCCAACCUUCAGCAGUUGCAGCAGCAGCAACAGCAAGAGGAGGCUCUUCAGCGUGCUCGGCGUGGUUCCAGCCAGACUGCAGCUGUGGCCUCUGCACCCUUUGGUGCUCCGUCUCCGCAGGGAGUCCCACACGCAUAUGGCCCAGGUGGACUUGCUCCUGAGAAGCUCAAGCUUCCUCCGCCCAAAAAGCGAAAGCAAUCCCAAGCCGGGGUAUCCGCUUCUCCCAUGCAGGCCAGCGCCCCAAUCAUCGCUGAUGCAAGUUACAAGAAGGCUGUCGCGGAUGCUAAGUCGGCGGCUACCGCUUUGGCUGGUGCAUUCAAGUGCGCCGUUGUCGAGUGCCAGCACCACUUCCAAGGUUUCCCGACCAAGGCUGCUCUGGAUAAGCACAUUGAAGAGAGCCACAAGCCCGAGGUGGAGGAAUUGGUCGAGGAUCCUCUGCAAUACUUUGUCGAGAGUAUCGAUAUUGGUCUUGGGUUGACUGCGGACAACCAGAAAGCCAACCAGACCGCCACCGCCAAUACUGCUGCUCUCCGUUUGAUGAACUCCCCUGCCAAGCCUGGCCUAGCCACCCCGGCCACUGCCAAUGCGACUCCGAUGGCGCGUGCCACAAGCCAGCUCGGUGCUACGAGCGCGUCCCCCGCUACCUCAACCCAGCAGCUCACUCCCCAGCAGGACAAGGCCAAGAAGCCGGCGCCGAAGCUUAGUGCGCUUGAGCAACUCGUGGAAGAGUGUAAGGUCUUGCCUCCGUGGACUGCUUGCACCUUGACGCGGGAGGAGCUUGGCGAUACCUUUGAGCCCAUAUUCGACGAGUGCAACGUUCGUGGCGGGCUCGUUUUCGAUGACGUUUUCAAUAUCGACGCGCUCUCCGGUGGUGACCCACGCCGUGACCCAACUGAGAAUACUCCUGACUCGAAUGACUUGGCGCUGGCCACCCAGACUCCCAAGGAUGACCUCAAGGACCCGGUCAACUGGUCCGAGUGGUCGGCCUUUGAUGACGAUUCGGCUGUGAACACUGCUGAUUGGAUGAACAUCCCGCCCGAGCUUCAGGACAACAUCGCCGACGCCAUCAACGGUGUGAAGGUGGACUUCGACGGUCUCGAGCGUCAGCAGAAGGAGAUCAGCCUCGACAAUGGUGCUGGCUUUGCCAUCCCUGCCCUGUGA
Molecule: messenger RNA, 4734 nt
Organism: Penicillium canariense
Lineage: Eukaryota; Fungi; Ascomycota; Eurotiomycetes; Eurotiales; Aspergillaceae
Exons: 3
Coding region: 1-4734 (1577 amino acids)
Biological process (GO): regulation of transcription by RNA polymerase II
Cellular component (GO): mediator complex
Molecular function (GO): transcription coregulator activity
Source: RefSeq, a predicted model, not a curated record